Halichondria panicea is the source of this 1804-nucleotide messenger RNA. Its product is annotated as sterol 26-hydroxylase, mitochondrial-like. Gene Ontology annotation, biological process: cortisol metabolic process; cellular response to peptide hormone stimulus; C21-steroid hormone biosynthetic process. The record is from RefSeq and is a predicted model, not a curated record. Lineage: Eukaryota; Metazoa; Porifera; Demospongiae; Suberitida; Halichondriidae. Gene Ontology annotation, molecular function: oxidoreductase activity, acting on paired donors, with incorporation or reduction of molecular oxygen; iron ion binding; monooxygenase activity. The transcript has 9 exons. Gene Ontology annotation, cellular component: mitochondrial inner membrane. The coding region runs from base 970 to 1698 and encodes 242 amino acids.
UGCAGCCACUCCCACCUAUUAUCCAAUGUGGUCUAGAGCCACCCACGUCUGAGUUAAUUAACAACACAUUCCUAAGAUGCCCAUGAUGUUCAAGCUUACCAGUAAGGUCUUUACUCCAGGAUGCAAAGGUGUAUUUCACAUUGCAUCACUAAGCACAACUGUAGCACAUGAUCAGCAUCAGCAAGAGAGUCCAAAGGCAAAGCCUUUCUCUGAAAUUCCAGGAAACAGUGGUUUGCCCAUUAUUGGUGCCAUUGAGCUGUUAACUAAACUAGGAAAUGGAAAAGUUGGUAAAGAGUCAUUUUUUCAUGAAGUGAGAGACAAGUACGGGCCAAUAGCAAAAUUCAAGACCCCUGGCUUAGACAACAAGUGGAUGGUGUUUGCAAAUGGACCAGAGGCAACUGAAGCAAUGUUCAGAGCAGAAGGACAGUACCCUUCUCGUAAUGCUCUCCUCAGUCGCAUGGUUGCCGAUUUGCACACGAUAAAUAAAUGGCCAUUGCCUAUGCUUUUUGCGGAUGGUGAAGACUGGAAGAGAAUUCGUUCGGCCAUUGGCAAGCAAGUGAUCCCCAGGAGGGUUGGUAACCUCACUCCAGUACUUUGUGAUAUAACAGACGACCUCCUCGUGUACUUCAGAGAAGUAGUUUCCAACAAAAAUGGUCAAAUUGAAGACAUUACACCACUCAUGACUAUGUGGGCAUUUCAAAACACCACAUAUUUUGUGUUUGGAGAGAACAUGAAUGUAUACGACACAAGCAAUGCUAACAAUCAGGCGUUCAUAGCUGCUGGACUGGAUUUCUUCAAUAGUCUACAGGCUGUAAUAUUGAAUCCACUUCCCAUCUACAAAUACUACCACACAAAAGCUUACAAGAAGUUCAUCCAAACAACCACUCAUGCGUAAAUUUGGUUGCCAAAAAAUUAGGUCGGUCAGAAUGCAAUCAAAAUUUUAGGUCUUGUAAUUCAGGGAAGCAAAUAAUGGAGAAGAAGGUGGUUGCUCUGAGUGAGGACAUAGCGAGGGGUGUAGUGGAUGAGACGAGGGCCGUGGGAAUUCUGGAGCAGUGGCUUAUUGAAGGGAAGCUUGAACCAGAGGAUGCUCUCACUCAGGCUUGUGACUUUCUCUCUGCUGGUUUAGAUACGACCAAGAAUACCAGUACAUUCAUGCUGUAUGAGCUUGCCAAGCAACCAGCACUGCAAGACCAACUGUGUGCUGAGAUCAGGACUGUUCUUGGUAACAAGGUCAAUCCAUCCUGGGAAGACUUACAGAACAUCCACCUCGUCCGCUACUGCCUCAAAGAGACGCUUAGAAUGUAUCCACCGGCAGAAAUGAGUAUGCGGAAUAUUAAAGAAGAUGCUGUAAUGAAUGGCUACAAAGUUCCAGCAGGAACUUUGGUAGUUACCAGCCAAUGCCUAAUGACCAGUAGUGAAGACUACUUUGAUGAGCCGGAUAAGUUCACUCCUGAAAGGUGGAGUAAGAACAAAGAGGACGCAUUGAUUCAUCCGUUUGCGUCUCUACCCUUUGGGUUCGGACAGAGAGGUUGCUAUGGACGUCGUCUAGCUGAGCUGGAGAUGUACAUCCUCCUCACCAAGCUCAUCCCCAGAUUCACCCUCUCCACUAACCAAGACUCCAUUACUCUGUUUCAAAGUCUCAUUCUUAGACCAGACGAACCAGUCAUCAUCAAUGUCAAGGAGAGAUCUGAUACCUAGAACCAAUUAUGAGGAUAAUGCAUGUUUAGCACUAUAGAUCUAUAUAAUUUAUAUAAUUUCCCACUAGCUCUCAUAUUUUUGCAUUCAUGCCCCAGAGAAUGAACAA